Drosophila busckii is the source of this 677-nucleotide messenger RNA. It is a transcript of the gene MED22, whose product is annotated as mediator of RNA polymerase II transcription subunit 22. Gene Ontology annotation, cellular component: mediator complex. Gene Ontology annotation, molecular function: transcription coregulator activity. NCBI's taxonomy places the organism in Eukaryota, Metazoa, Arthropoda, Insecta, Diptera, Drosophilidae. Bases 205 to 636 code for a protein of 143 amino acids. The record is from RefSeq and is a predicted model, not a curated record. Gene Ontology annotation, biological process: regulation of transcription by RNA polymerase II. The transcript has 3 exons.
GAUGACAGUGUGCUUGCCGGCGACGCGAGUAUCAUCUGCAAAGCGACAGUAACAUUGCAGGGUUGAUAAUUGCCAUAAGCUGUUAAUCAUACUGUUACAUAUUCUGCUACUGUUAAUACUACUGGUGCCGCUCUGUUACUCUUGAGUUUGAUGGCAAACAAACAAAUAAAUUGUAUAUAAACUAAAAUAGUAAACCAUUUUAUAAUGGCGAGCACCUCACGUAGCGCCAUUCUACCGCAGUCCAAGGAGGCACUGCUCAAAUCCUACAACGCUCGCCUCAAAGACGAUGUGCGCAGCAUGUUGGAAAAUUUCGAGGAAAUACUAAAGCUGGCGCGCCGAGAGAGCCACAGCCAGAUCUCGAAGACUACGCAAUGUGAGCAGGAUGCACUCGAGAUGCAGGUGCGUUCCGCGAACAUGGUGCGCGCUGGCGAAUCGUUGAUGAAACUGGUGGCGGAUCUGAAGCAAUAUUUGAUACUGAACGACUUCCAUUCGGUGAACGAGGCCAUUACAAGUAACUCGCAGCUGUUUCGCACCACGCAGAUUGAGUGCGACAAGAAGCUGAUGAAGCUGCGCGACGAGAUGGCUAUGGAUCUGUAUGAUCUGGAGGAGGAGUAUUACACCAGCAUAUUCAAAUAAACAACUAGUUUUAAAGUCACUCGAAAUUAUAUGUUUGCUAU